AUGGAGUGUGAAGCCGGUCGCGUCACGGACCCCAUUCCCAUCUUGGCGGGUCUCCAACAGGGGUGUCUACUCAGAGGCCUUCUUUUCAACGUCGUCAUUGACCCGAUCAUCCGCGAUGUCCAGGGCGACGACGUCGGCCAUAUCAUCCUGGCCUAUGCGGAUGAUCUCACCGUUCUGGCACCUACCUCUACACUGCUGCAAGGCCGCAUCGACAAGAUUGAGGCCCUCGCCACAGGUCUCCGCCUGUCACUCAUUCCGGCUAAGUGUUCUUCGCUGCACAUGUGCGGCGAGACACCUGUCGACAUGCGGCCCACUGAGUUCUUGGUUUCCGGGGUCCCCAUCACCGCGCUCCUUGACUUCGAGCCACAGCGGUUCCUGGGUCGCCCCGUUGGCUUCCGUCUCGUCUCUUCCACCAGAGCGGUCAUCGACACCGCCUUCGAGAAGGCGCGGGCGAUCCUCAUCGAUGUUGGCGCCGUGGCACCGUCUAGACGCGCUCCGGACCUUUGUCUUCCCGGCGCUCAUUUCCCGAUGAGAUGUGGCGUCUUAACCAAGACGGACUGGCGCCGCCUUGACGACGCCAUUCGACCAUUGGUGAAGCCGGAGCUGAGCGAGGCCUGCCGGGUUGACUCGUCAUACAAGCUCCUGACAACCGCCGACCUUGAGCUCCGAGACCAGGCCUUCACGGACGCCUACUCGGUGGCCUCGGCUCGACUCGGCUGGGAGGCGACCCGCUCUGAGCUGGAGGCCUACCUGACGGGUUCUAUCGAGGAGGCGUUCCGAGCCCCUGCCACGCAGCUGCGGUCCCUCUGGACCAAGGCGCGUAAGGCGUCCCGUCGCCUCAGCGUCACCUGGUCCCCCGACCCAGCGGACGCCCGGUUCACAUGCGGCGACGUCACCCUCACUCCCACACAUCGCUGCCGCGUGAUACGGUCCGAGGUACUGGCCGCGGAUCGAGACCUCACCCUGCACGACCAACCCGAUCAAGGGAAGGUCAUGGCAUGCGUGGCAGCUGAUCGCGCGAGCUCGCACUUCCUGCGGACCGGGGUAUUCACGCACUUGGCAGAUUGA
Molecule: messenger RNA, 1068 nt
Organism: Rhipicephalus sanguineus (brown dog tick)
Lineage: Eukaryota; Metazoa; Arthropoda; Arachnida; Ixodida; Ixodidae
Exons: 3
Coding region: 1-1068 (355 amino acids)
Source: RefSeq, a predicted model, not a curated record